AUGAUGGGGAAACUCCCCCUGGGGGUUGUCUCCCCGUAUGUGAAGAUGAGUUCGGGGGGCUGCGCAGACCCCCUGAAAUUCUACGCCACCAGCUACUGCACAGCCUAUGGUCGGGAGGAUUUCAGGCCCCGUGUGGGCAGUCACGAAGGCACAGGCUACAAAUCAAAUUACCGGCCCGUGGUCUCAUACCAACCCAGUCUCGAUGCCCUGGACAACCCAGCCCUCCAGGACCAAGUCCGCAACAAUUUCCAGACUGUGACCAGUCAGAGUUAUCGCCCCCUGGAGGUGCCUGAUGGUAAAUACCCACUGUCCUGGAACGUGCACCAGACCAACUCUGGCUACUCCCGGGAGAAGCCUAGCACGGUGGCCCCCACCAAAGAGGUCAGGAAGGUCCAUUUUGACACCCAGGACUAUGGGCCCCAGGCCAUCACUGGGCUAGAGCCCAAGGAUGUGCCCCUGCUCCACCAGCAGCAGAACAAGGGCUCGCUGGAGUGGGAAAACUUCCGGCACGGCCCCCGCUUCAUGACUUCCGAGUAUAAUUCCAAGUAUCUCAAGGAGCCUUCAAACCAGCCAGAUCUCUUGCAGAAGAUCAUCGGGGCCAGGGAGGAGACUGGUUUCACGGAAGAGUCCAACAAGAACCCCAUCGUCUUCCAGCCGCCUUCCCAGGCUCCUGGGGACCCAGUCCUCCUCCCCAGCCGGAGUGUCACCAAAUCGGACUUUACCCCCGUGACCCACCCUCACGGGAGUGAGUUCCUGCCUGUGAUGGCCAGAGGCUCUGAGCGGGAGACGGGCUUCAGCCGAGGGAAUGAGAGGACUCUGAACCCCAGAGUGCCCCCACCCAGUGGCCCAGAACCCAGCAGCAUGAGCCACCGACAGUUCCAGCCCCCGAAGCGGGUGCAACAGACAAACGUGGCCCUGCUUGGCCGGGAGACUGUGGGGAACAAGGAGCCCACAGGGUUCAGCCUGAACAACCCCAGCUACGUCCGGAGCCCCUAUGACCCUGAGCUGGAUAAUCGCUACCUGACCACCUACAACCAAGGAUACUUCGAGAACAUCCCCAAGUGUCUAGAUCGAGAAGGCUGGACUCGAGGUGGCAUCCAGCCCCAGAAGCCCGGCAGCCGUGCCCUCAACCAGCCGGUCACCUGCACAGAAGCUGUGCCCAGCCCCACGGAGAGCCUGCGGCGCUUGCACCCCCAUGUGGGCAGAUCCCUGAUCUCGGCCGAUCCCCUCUACCGAGCCUCACCUCACAGCAGCCACGGCAGCCGCUUCACUGCACCCAACUGAGCCUGAGACCUGGGUUUGCCGACCCCAGAGGACAGGAGCUGGUGACUGUCCCUAUUCCCACAUAACCCCGGGGGCCUCCCAGGUUACUUUCCUAAUGAAAUAAAGAGCAAUGAGGCCGA
This is a messenger RNA of Sus scrofa (pig), 1403 nucleotides long. The record is from RefSeq and is a predicted model, not a curated record. NCBI's taxonomy places the organism in Eukaryota, Metazoa, Chordata, Mammalia, Artiodactyla, Suidae.